GUUUGUUGCUUGUGCGUCCCGGCGCGCAAACAAGUGAAAGAGAGUCAGUCAGUCGCAAAGGCUGAAGAAGAAGACGAUGGCAUGUUCAGGAAAUCAGCAAAAGAGGUUGAAAACCGAAGAGGUAACGAGUGACGCGAUGGAGGAACAACAGUACAUGAUAAUUAAGGUUGUAAGAGAUGAAGAUAUCCGGAAUGACAUUGGGAAAACCAGGUACUUUGAUCUCGCAGAUCAUGACAAAGUCACGAGCUUUCGUGUUCCAAACCUGUUAGUGUUUCAAACUCUUCAAGCAACGCCAGUGACUUCUUCAGAGGAAAAUCGACUGGUGAUAGAGCUUCAACAAUGGGUGGCAAAAAGUCUCCGGAUCUAUAAUGCAAAGCUGUACUUACUCUUGGAAGUUGAAAGAGAUGGGACGAAUCUACAACCCGUUCCCCCACCUGAGAAGCUGCAAGGAGAUAUACUCCUCUUUUUUAAGGUUUAUGAGCCAGAAAAUGACGAGCUACGUUAUGUUGGAAGACUAUUUGUAAAAGGAGGCGGUAAGCCAGCCGACAUUUUGACGAAAUUGAAUGAGAUGACUGGCUAUCCUCCAGAUCAAGAGAUUGAUCUGUAUGAGGCCGCAGCUGUACAUGCAAGUGUUGCCUCCCUGAAGAAGGAGCUUUGCGAGUCUCGUUCAGAGGCUAAACGCUUAAGAGAUCAUACUCAGAAGUUGGAAAAGGAAGAUCAGCUUUUGAGGCAAUGGAGAGACUUAGGGAUGCGAGGGUGGGAAGAAGCUAAUGCAAAGGCCAACAGGAAGGCGCGGAUGGAGGCCAGGGACUUAACCGAGCAGCUGAAGAUGGCGCAGGAGCGAUCCUCCGGCCUCGAGGCGCAGGUUCGAGAUGCGGUGGGGCGACUCGUGAGCUGUGCUACGGAGCGGGACCAGUUGAAGGCAGCUCUGGAGGAAGAGAGGAUCGGGCGGAAGGAGGAUCAAGCUGCAUUGGAGCGGGAGAGAGCAGAACUGGAGCGUGUGAAAUUGGUUGCUGAGAGGACAGAGCUUCGUCAGCGGUUGAUGAGGGAAAGCCAUGGCCGUCUGGGCAAGGCAUUGGAUGAGUUCUAUGGCCUUGCUAAGGAAUUAAGCAGAGAUUUUGAAGAUGAAGAGGAAGGGAACCUGUGAGGGAGAUGGGGGAAGGAGAAAGAUGAAGAAGAAGCAAACCAAAGGGAAAAAAGAAAUAACUAGAAUUUCUAUUUUUUAUUUUUCUGUCAGGGACCUGUUUUACAGUUUUAGUGAAAAUGAUUAUGGGCUUUUUGUCUGAGCGUGUUUAUUGCGGUUGAACCAAACUCCGACCUUGUUAUUCUGGUUGGGCCGGGCUGAUUAAUGCACUUUUUAUGAGCUUUGCUA
Molecule: messenger RNA, 1372 nt
Organism: Linum tenue
Lineage: Eukaryota; Viridiplantae; Streptophyta; Magnoliopsida; Malpighiales; Linaceae
Source: the annotation of a GenBank genome assembly